Messenger RNA from Alternaria atra, 4305 nucleotides. RefSeq lists its product as uncharacterized. The record is from RefSeq and is a predicted model, not a curated record. The transcript is spliced from 5 exons. Gene Ontology annotation, cellular component: membrane. The coding region runs from base 1 to 4305 and encodes 1434 amino acids. Lineage: Eukaryota; Fungi; Ascomycota; Dothideomycetes; Pleosporales; Pleosporaceae. Gene Ontology annotation, biological process: arachidonate metabolic process.
AUGACACGACCUCCUUCCUAUACGCCAGAGAUUCCCGUAGUCAGAGUGUCCAAAUCGGAAUCUUCCAAGACUUUUGGUCCUAAAAGUAUCGGUCGCCCACUAGGAACGUUCUCUACCGGUGCCUUUCGGGAUGUGCCUAAGACUACCAUCGAGUUAUCGCAUACUCUCUCACGCGACCGACAAGAGACGAGGAUCGAAGAUACCCAGUCACGAAUAUGCGAGAGCUGUGAGUUGAAGAAAUCGCCCGUAUGGGACUGCUCCUAUUGUGAUAUGAACUUUUGCGACGACUGCUGGGGCAAACAGGGUCCACACAAAGCUGGUCGUACCGGUCCUGAUGGCCUUCCGCAUGAGAAGGCGAACCCUACAAUUGUCAAAAGGUUACAGGAUAUUUUGACUCCUCCCCAAGAGCACAGCGAACAGCAGAUGCUACAUAUCGAAGAUGAGGAUACGACCUGGUUUGGGAUGGUACGCAACAGUCAAAACUCGCCUGCAUUCCAGGACUAUGGCCGUUACUCAGCCAUCAUGGCGGACAGUAAUUCUGGCGAAUUCAAAUUCCGGUACCCGCAACUAGUAUCCUUCAUUGGUCAAACCGGGGCAGGCAAAAGCACGCUUAUCAAGAUGCUCAUUGAUCAACAGGAACGGACAAAUCUACCACGGGAUUGGAGUCUUCCCUCGCCUGUUGCAGGAACGUCAGCAAACAGCGCCGUACCCACUUCCGGCGAUGUACACUUGUAUAGUGAUCCAAGCACAUAUAACACCGAGUAUCCCUUGCUCUACGCCGAUUGCGAAGGCCUGGAGGGUGGUGAAAACACACCGAUGGCUGCCCAAUACCGAAACAGCGCAACGGCACCACAGAGAGAAAAGGGGAGAGAGGACUUUCCCUCGGGAGAGCAUCGGAGACGUCGCAAAGUCACCAAAAGCUUUCAUAGCACCCAAAGAGACAUCAAAUGGGCCAAUUCACCAGACACACUGAAGCGACAGUACGCAGUCACGGAGCUGUACCCUCGCCUCUUGUACACAUUUUCGGAUGUGAUCGUAUUUGUUCUGCGCAACGCAAAGACGUUCGAGUCCACAGUGCUAGGGUUGCUUAUCAAAUGGGCAUCCUCGUCAUUUGAGAAGUCAGUCAAUCAACCCACACUUCCACACGCUGUCAUCGCACUCAACGCGACAGAUACGAAAGUUGGUCAACAGGAAUGGGAUCCCGAACACGCGACGGAGCUGCUCAUGUCCAAUGUCGCAGGAGCUAUUGGUCGAGAUCCAGCCUAUAGAGAGCUACGAGACUAUUGGAUCGGAAGAGGCAGACGCAUUCGCACCAUGAAGGACCUUCUCGAGUGUUAUUACUCUUCCAUUACGGUUGUACGAAUCCCGGGCGAAGGCCGAUAUAUGAUGAUCGAUGAUCAAGUCAAGAAAUUACACCAAGUGAUCACUCGCCGGUGCGCCGAGUCAUUCAACGCUAAACGAAGGUCGCGUAUGCUUUCCAACUCGGAGAACCUCAACGUCUAUCUACAGUGCGCAUUCGAUCAUUUCUCACAGGAUCUACAUACACCAUUUAACUUUAUGGACAUUUCGUUCAAGAUCAACCCUAUCCCUCUGGACUUUGGAGGCAACAUCCUAAAACUGGCUGUCGCAAUGAAGGCUCAGUUUGACGACCCGAGGAAGAUCUUCAAAGAACUGAGUCUUAUGGUAGCUUCUUGUAUACUGCUAGACUGCGUUCGGCAGGACCUAAAAGGAUCGGCAGAACAGAUCUUGGAAACACAAUAUAUCGCCCACUGUGAUAGCGCCCUUGACGACUUCUGCGCUAUAUUCUGGCCGUGCCCUUAUCAAUCGAGCUUCACGUUCGACGACUUUUGUGAAGACUGGUUUGACCACCUCAAGUAUUACUUAAUCGAAAUCAAACAAAAGCUUGAGUUGCAGAUAACAUUGUCCCCAUCAGCGGAGGAGGAUGAUGUGGUCACUAAACUCCAUCUCGCGAACGUCACAAACUUCUAUCAUCACAUGGGCGGCGCCCGGAACUUUGUCAGUCAUACUACCUGCUUCUGCUGUCUGAGGGAGUUGGCGGAGCAUCCCUUACCUUGUGCGCACGUGCUUUGCACAGCAUGUGUCAAGGGUUACGGCAACCCACAUCGGGAACUCUCAGGCUCAUUUACAAUCGCCAAAUGCCCGCUACACGACUACGAGGCUAUCUUCUCUGCCCCAGUAGAGAUUUACUUCAAGCCGCCAUUGGCAGGUUUGCGGAUUCUGUCUCUUGACGGAGGUGGUGUGAGAGGGAUAGUCAUCCUGGAAGUUCUUCGCCAGAUACAACAAGAACUAGGCGGCCGUAUCAAAGUCCAGGAGUUUUUCGACCUCAUCGUUGGUACCAGUACUGGAGGUAUCUUAGCGCUUGGUCUUGGUGUCAAGAACUGGCCGGUAGAUCGUUGCAAAGAGCUUUUUCUCGGGAUGGUAGAGAAGGCAUUUACACCCAAAUUCUUUGGAGGGGUCAGCCUGGGAACUAACAAAUACCACACGAAAUCUCUCGAAGAAGCAUUCGCUGAGUGUUUCAAAGAUGAAACUAUGUUCGGUGGGAGGCGCCGAGCUCCGCUUGCUAGCAUGUGCAAAGUUGCCGUCACCUCUGCAACUGAGACUGCAGAGCAAGCAGUCAUCUUCACAAACUACAACCGUGCAGACGAUGAGCAGAUAGGCUACCAGCUGAUUCGGCCAGAUGAUCCAAAGAACGAUGUCCUGAUCCGGGAAGCUGCGCGAGCAACUUCGGCCGCCCCUACGUACUUCAAGCCAUUCAGGAACCCACGUACGAUGGAGGGUUAUGUGGACGGUGCCGUCUUUCACAACAACCCUGUUCGAAUUGCCAACUACGAAAGCAAGCUUCUUUGGCCCGAUGCUGAUCAGCGACCUCCAGACAUUCUUCUCUCGAUAGGAACUGGUCAACAUGGAGCUGACACUGACAACUUUCUCGAUGCAUCACGAUACGACAGCAGGCGCUUCCAGAUCCGAAAGAUGAUCAACCAGGUCAAGCCUACCCCAAGCGUAAAACGAUCCAUGCCAGUACUGAGAGCAUUCCCCGAGAUCGAAUCAUGGCUCACAAUCUUCAAAAAACGGGUUGAAAGUGCUUUAGAUGCCGAGGCUACAUGGAGAGAGUUCCGUAAAGAUGUAGUCGGAACAGCUCCGUAUGCUGCAGCUGAGCGAUAUGUCCGUUUCAAUCCGAGCACGGCCAGUCGCAUUCCCAAAAUGGACGACAAAUCGCAGAUCGACACUUUGAUGGAAGAUGUUAUCAAUAAUCUUCGCGGACACGACUCGAGGAUGAAGGUAAAAAAUAUCGCGCGACGACUUGUUGCCAGUUCGUUCUACUUUGAAAGGUCCUGUCCUGCGAGGCGUACUGAUGAUCACAUUAUUGUGCAAGGCAAUAUUCAGUGCAGAUUCGCCGCAGGGUCCCAGAACCUUCGAGAGCUAGGGGACUAUAUACGGAAGCACCAACUGCCUCAUUUCCAGCCGUUCUUUCGCAUACAGGAAACCAUGCGCGAUGAAUCAACUCAAUUCAUACAAGUCACAACGCAAACCAUUCGUGACAUGACAGAAAGAGGACUGUUUCGUCUGGAUUCAGUUGUUAUACCGGUAGCUUCAGAGUCAGCAGAAGUAUCGAUUGAUCUACAUCUUACCGACGAUCGCACUACACGGUGCGGAUUACCUAUCAGCGGCUUUCCAGGGCAUCUCGCAGAUGGCGAACCAAUCAGGAGAACCUCUUCUCAUUCAGUUUCACCGAAACCUGAACGUCCCAAGGUAUUCAACAAAAGACAGUCUCUCCGUGAGAAACGGCGAGAACGCCCAGUGAGCGACAGCAACGUUCCGCACACAACCCACAAUGAGCAUGCCACGGCCUUAAGCCGGAGUUCAAGUAUUGAUUACCCCGAGAUGCCUGGUGACGUCCCUGACUGGGUUCAUCGUCGUAGUGAAGCCCGUCGUGGACCGCCCAGGCCGAUGCAAAAUUUCCCACAUCAGGAGCAACACAAUGUCGCUCCGGCUGUUGAAGACAAUGUAGACCUGUACGAGCUUGAUGCAGGGUCUCUACAUCCGACGGGAUUAAACGGCAACGGAGUACCGCGGACAAUUUCACCAGGCGAAUGGAGACAGGAUCAUAGGGGGCAAGAGGCUGUUCGAAGCGAUGAUGCUGAUGAUGAGGAUCUUGCAAAGGCGAUAGAGCUUAGUCAACAGGAAGCAUUUUCCGCACGAAGAAGAAUCAGUACGGGAGGUUUUGAUGAAGAUCAGAUUGUCGAGGCACUGAAUAGAUCCUUGCUCAUUUCGGGUAGGUCGUAA